Molecule: messenger RNA, 1638 nt
Organism: Tetrapisispora phaffii CBS 4417
Lineage: Eukaryota; Fungi; Ascomycota; Saccharomycetes; Saccharomycetales; Saccharomycetaceae
Product: protein kinase COQ8
Exons: 2
Coding region: 1-1638 (545 amino acids)
Biological process (GO): ubiquinone biosynthetic process
Cellular component (GO): extrinsic component of mitochondrial inner membrane
Molecular function (GO): kinase activity
Source: RefSeq, a predicted model, not a curated record
AUGUCAAGACAAAAUUUAUAUCAAUACUAUUGCAUGCUAUCAGGUGCUCGAUCUGUCAUAAAAGGAUCUGGUAUUGUUGCUAAGGAAUCUCUAUCGACUUGGGUCAAUACCUCUACUCUAACGAGACCGAUACUGAAUCAAUUUCAAUGGUUUCAUGAUCCAAAAUGGGAACAGGCAAAAACUCUGUCUAAUACAAUAAGAUAUGGUGGUGGGAAGAUUAAUAUAAGACAAUAUUCUACUCAAAGAAGCGUUAAGAAAAAUGACAGUGACGAUACAGUUGAGUCUGGAAAAGUCCGCAUAUUGGAGAGUUCAGAGGUCCCGACCUCUAGGAUAUCUCGUUUGUUUCAUUACGGUUCAUUGGCAGCUAAUGUCGGUGCCAACAUCGCUGUCAAGAGUAUAUCAGAGGCCUCGAGAGGAAAUAGACCAUCAUGGAAAUCAUUAAUCCUUUCUGAAUCUAAUAUUGAAGCUAUAGUGAAGAAGUUCUCGAAAAUGAGAGGUGCUGCAUUGAAAAUAGGGCAAAUGAUGUCAUUCCAAGACGAUAAAUUAUUACCAAAGGAAUUGUAUGAAAUUUUAUCUAGGGUGCAAAACAGUGCAAACUAUAUGCCCCAAAGACAAUUGGAUAGAGUUAUGAGAAAAGAAUUGGGUUCCGAUUGGGAGACAAAAUUUUUUAAAACUUUCAAUAAGACACCUUUAGCUGCAGCUAGCAUUGGCCAAGUACAUGAAGCUGAACUGAAGAAUGGAGAUAAAGUAGUUGUAAAAGUACAGUACCCAGGAGUAAAGGAUUCUAUUGACUCUGAUUUGAAUAACAUAUUGAUGCUGUUAACAGCCUCUAGAUUAUUGCCAAAGGGUUUGUUUCUUGAUAAGACAGUAGCCAAUGCAAGAAGAGAACUAAAAUGGGAAUGUGAUUACAAAAGAGAAGCACUUGCAUUGACAAAAUUUAGAGAAUUAGUUAAAAAUGAUUCUGCAUUCGUGGUUCCAAAAGUAUACGAUGAAUUGACCACAGAAGCUGUUUUAACCAUGGAAAAAUUAGAAGGUGCUGAAAUAAUGAAAUUACCAAACGAUAUUCCACAGUCGUUAAGAAACUUUAUUGGUGAAAAUAUAAUGAGACUGUGUUUGAAUGAAAUUGCUACUUUUGAGUUCAUGCAAACCGAUCCUAACUGGGCUAAUUUCUUAUACAAUAAGAAAACAAACAAAGUUGAAUUAUUAGAUUUUGGUGCCUCUAGGCCAUUUCCUGCCGGAUUUGUAACUGCGUAUAGGAAACUGUUAACGUACGCUAGAGAUAUUGACUAUGAAGGAGUUAAGAAAAUGUCUAUUGAAUUAGGAUAUCUAAAUGGCUUGGAAUCAAAAUCAAUGGUGGAUGCUCAUAUAGAGAGUAUUGUUACAUUAUGUGAAGUGUUUAGGGGGAAAGAUACAGAUGUGUUUCCGUUUAGUGAGCAAACAGUCUCUGAUAGAAUAAGAAGCAAUAUUGGAUUAAUGCUAAAUGAAAGACUCUGUCCACCACCAGAUGAGACUUACUCUUUGCAUCGUAAAUUUAGUGGUGUAUUCUUGUUGUGUUCUAGAUUGGGAGCUGACGUUCAUUGUGCGAAACUCUUCAAUGAAAUAUUCUACUUGAAAGACGAGGAAACAGUUACAAAAUAG